Molecule: messenger RNA, 1036 nt
Organism: Glycine soja
Lineage: Eukaryota; Viridiplantae; Streptophyta; Magnoliopsida; Fabales; Fabaceae
Product: squamosa promoter-binding protein 1-like
Exons: 2
Coding region: 133-705 (190 amino acids)
Cellular component (GO): nucleus
Molecular function (GO): DNA binding
Source: RefSeq, a predicted model, not a curated record
GCUUCAUAUAAACACUCCCUCUUUCACUUCAUUGCUCCAAAAAGUCCUGGCUCAACAACAAGCAUACUUACUUGAUCCUCCAUUAUCUCCAUCAUUGUCACCAUCACCUUUCUCCUCCCCUUUUGUUGCAGAAUGGAAGGUAGGAGAGUGGAGAGGAAGAAAACAUUGUUUGAGAGGGUGAGAAAGAAUAGCACAGUGGAUGAGGAAGUGGAAAAUGAAGGGGAGGAGGAGGAUGAAAGUGGUGUUAAUAUUACUGAAGAAGAGAAGAAGAUAGGGGUUAGUAGUGGUGGUGGGAGAAGAGGGUCAAGUGGGGGUGGUGGAGGGGUUUCUCCACCUUCAUGUCAAGCAGAGAGGUGUGGUGCUGAUUUAACUGAUGCAAAGAGGUACCAUCGCCGCCACAAGGUGUGUGAGUUUCAUUCCAAGGCACCUGUUGUGGUGGUUGCAGGACUGAGGCAGAGGUUUUGUCAGCAAUGUAGCAGGUUCCAUGAUCUGGCGGAGUUUGACGAAUCCAAGAGAAGCUGCCGCAGACGGUUGGCUGGACACAACGAACGGCGCAGGAAAACCAACCCGGAAGCUGCCAAUGAGGGCAACAGCAAAGGCCAACACCCUAAGGAAACAACACAUUGCAGGCUUGCAGAUGAGAGGGGGAGAAUUCAGAUGAACCUAACAGGGAGUUCUGAAUACAAGUCUUUCAACAUCAGAUGAAGCCAAAGUGUUCAGCUAGCUCUCUCUCUUCUGUCAGCCUCUGGUUUCUUACAAGCCAAGGCAUGUAAUAAAGACCACUUUGUAUGUUCACAUGAGUAAGAAUAAAAAUCACAACUUCCAACAUCCAAAGCCUGGUGUCUUAUUAUGCAAUGUAAGCUAGUUUCCUGAGCUCUAUGUUUUUCUUAUUUAGAUAAAGAGUGCCUUUUGUUUCUGUUUGCCUCAUUACCAUUGUUAUCCUAUUGAAGCACCCUUCUUGAAUGGUGUGCUCUUAUCUUCCAUUGGAUUAGAAUAAAAAGCUAUUGCUUCUUUUGGGCAUUCACGUUUGUAUUUC